AUGAUUACCCGGCGCGCCGUGGAGAGUAUCUCGUGUGACAAGUGUGAGUCCAUUGGGGCCGAGUGCGUAUACCGGCUUCGGAAGCUACGAACGCCGCGACCUAGGAAACAAGGGUACCUGCGUGCCCAUGAUUCAGGUUCAAUAGUUCCCACAUUGGACAAUGGGAACGAGAACAACGAGAACAAUGUUCUAAUAGAUGUUCUCAACCGCCUCAAACGUCUAGAAGAACAUUGUGGCCUGGAGAAAGGUCCAGACACUGACGAACAUGCCGAUCUCUCAAUGUCACGUUCGUCCGUCGAUUCGGAUAUAUCUAGACCUGUGUUCUCGGACAAGUCGCACGGUCCAACCCCGCCCGGCGUGAUCGGUGGUAUCUUGAGUCGCAUCAAAGACCCAAAAAGUCGGGCACUUCUUCUCACCAAUGUAUUCAGUCAUCUACGAGCAGUCGAAUCAUGCUUUUUUGAAAAUGAAACCUGCAUGGCGGCCAUCGCUGCUGCGAUGCCACAAAUUGAACAUCUUCAAAACACACCAGUCGACGAGGGGCUAGCAAGCCCUGACCUUCCACACGACCUAGCAAGGAAAUUUAUUCAGAGCAAGUUCAUUUCUCUUUUUGUCGUCGCAUAUUAUUACGAUAUCUAUCAGUUUGAAGGAUUCAAAAUUCCCCUGGAAAAAAGCUUUCUGCUGUCCAUUCCCGAUCUACUGGACAAUCCUCACGUUCAGCUUGACUAUAAGUCCCAAAUCAUCUAUUAUGCCCUUACUCUGUCAGGGAUCGUAUUAGACCCCGGCUCUCACAACGAGAAUGGUGCCUUGAUCAAACAUCUCUACCGGAAGUGUCUGACACUAGCCAAUUGCUGGCUUGACCACAUCCAGAAUACACCUGUUGAUCUGUAUACGGCAGUUCUCAUGGCAAGUACUGGCACACACCUUUACCAGAUGUCAAUGGCGCUCGAGAGCUGCAACAGCGAGAUGUCCUGGAAGAUGCUUGGUCAUGCCUUAACGAUCGCCAAGGCCUUGGGCUAUUUCUCCAUGGACGAGAAUCCAGAAGGGACAGAUGUACAGUCAUCGCCCUCGCAAGUAUCGACAGUCGAUGAGACCGAAACAGAGAAAAAUCGAAAACGAUUUGAGUUCUGGCAUCUACUUCGGACUGAUUGUCUUUUUCGACUGUCCUUCGGCAAGCCGACUCUUAUCCCACCGGGCUCCUGGAAGGUCAACUUCCCCGAUCCUACGAUUACUGGCGUCGGCGACGAAUCUUCUCGUUUUAUCCAAAUCCAUUUCCUGGCUUCUAUGCGACUAGCCCUAGUUGUGAUGAAAUACCUUGACUGGGUUGACCUGGGACCAGACCCUAACCCGGUCUCGCAUGAUGCAACGAUUGACAGCUUCCUUGAGGAGGUACAGCUAAUCAUGCGAGAUUGGGACACGGACGAGCUUCUUCGAAUGGCUAAGACGCAGAUCGACACAUGGUUCUGCGUGGACAUGAUUUUCAGCAGCUACAAAAUCCUAAUCAUUCUUCACCAGUCGAAGAAGAGUGGGCAGGAAAAAGACCGUUUGCCACAUGAAACCGUGGAUAUAUCAAGAAAGUCGAUACAAGCGUUCCAGUCCCUUCUAGGAUCAUCACUAAACGCAUAUUGGGGAAUAAGUCUUAUCUUGCUCCAGCAAUUCAUCCCGUUUUUCAUCCUAUGCUUGGAUAUCAUUGGGAAUCCUGAGCAUGAAGAUAUCGAGUCGGACCUUGCUCUAGUGUGCUGGGUCAAUGACCACGUCGAGAAGAUCGUUGAUGAACGUGUUGAGCUAAGACCUGUGAUGAUCAUUAUGAAGGCCAUGAUUACUGCCUGCAAUCAAGUUGCGAGAACCGUCUAA
This is a messenger RNA of Penicillium subrubescens, 1851 nucleotides long. RefSeq names its product transcription factor domain-containing protein. The record is from RefSeq and is a predicted model, not a curated record. Gene Ontology annotation, molecular function: zinc ion binding; DNA binding. The coding region runs from base 1 to 1851 and encodes 616 amino acids. NCBI's taxonomy places the organism in Eukaryota, Fungi, Ascomycota, Eurotiomycetes, Eurotiales, Aspergillaceae. The transcript is spliced from 6 exons. Gene Ontology annotation, biological process: DNA-templated transcription.